UACCAUCCCCAAUUCCCAAUCCUCAAUUCCCCGCAUCCUUCAAUACUUAUGUGAGAGAAGUUCAAUAUAUAACAUACGUAUCCCUAUUACACUAACGUACAUACCUAUACACUUCCGAGAGUUGCGAGUUUCAAGUGCCUUUCGCGCAACACACUCACUCUGUUCCUGAGCUGUGAGUUCUCUCUUCAUCGUAUUUCAUAUUGCAAUUAAGUACUUGUGUUUUUUUGAUAAUAUUAUUCUUAUCAAUAUCAACUGCGCAGUCGAGUACUGAGUCGACUGCUUGUGUGCAUAAAGCGAACAUAACGCAGACAUUAUCCAGCUAUUUUGUUAAUCUUUUGUGUUUUGUUGUGUUGUAUGUCCGUCUGUCUGAUAACUGAAGUAUAUAUGUUAUAUGCUUAGUCGUCAUCGUCAUCAACUUUGACGUAAUAGCAAGUUUUUUAUCCUUGGCAAAUAAAUCACUUGUAUAUGCUUGUAUAUGCUGUCAUUGUUGUUAAUCAGCUCUAUUUUUUGUUGGUAAGUAGAUACUUCACGGAAUAUUUACCUUCUUAGUGCGUCUCUCUAUAAGUACCUUUCUUCCCCGCAUCUAAGUACACCUAUAGAUCAACUCAAUUGUAUAAAGUGACAAAGUUGUUGCACUGAGCAUGAACUGCAGACUAUUUGCUUGAUUGAUUAAUCCAUAAGGACAACAAAUUUUCAUUCCACGCACCACACACACGUCAACGGUACAAGUUGGGCGGUUCUAGCAGAUUUGAUUUAAAAAAAGGAAAAUGGCAUCUCGCAAGAAAGUUCUGCUCAAAGUAAUUAUUUUGGGUGAUUCUGGAGUGGGAAAGACCUCUCUUAUGAAUCAGUAUGUGAACAAAAAAUUUAGUAAUCAAUACAAAGCCACCAUAGGAGCUGAUUUUUUAACAAAGGAAGUCAUGGUUGAUGACAGGAUAGUGACAAUGCAGAUUUGGGAUACUGCUGGUCAAGAAAGAUUUCAAUCACUCGGUGUCGCAUUCUAUAGGGGAGCAGACUGCUGUGUCUUAGUGUUUGAUGUAGCUGCACCAAGUACUUUCAAGUCUUUGGACUCUUGGAGAGAUGAGUUUCUCAUUCAGGCUUCACCACGAGAUCCAGACAACUUUCCAUUUGUUGUCCUUGGAAAUAAAGUUGAUUUAGAAAACAGAGCGGUAUCCAGCAAGAGAGCACAACAAUGGUGUCAGUCAAAAAAUAAUAUUCCAUACUUUGAAACCAGUGCAAAGGAAGCAAUCAAUGUAGAACAAGCUUUUCAGACGAUAGCUAAAAAUGCACUAGCUCAGGAAAGUGAGGUCGAACUUUACAAUGAAUUUCCAGACCAGAUAAAACUGACGAAUGAUCAAAGAAACAACGGAAAGGGUGAUUCUUGUGCUUGCUAGGUACCAAAUUAUAAACAAAACUUUGGAUGUACACAAAACUGCAGAUCAGAUUAUACAUUUUGUAAGAAUCUCUGUAAAAAUGGCGAGAAAACUGCAAGGUGAUCAAGUCUUGAGCAAUUUAUCUCAAUGCAUGAAAUUAAGUGUUAAAUAUAUUUUUAAUUAAUUACUCUUUUA
Molecule: messenger RNA, 1565 nt
Organism: Copidosoma floridanum
Lineage: Eukaryota; Metazoa; Arthropoda; Insecta; Hymenoptera; Encyrtidae
Gene: Rab7
Product: RAS oncogene family member Rab7
Biological process (GO): endosome to lysosome transport; phagosome-lysosome fusion
Cellular component (GO): late endosome; phagocytic vesicle; lysosome
Molecular function (GO): GTPase activity; GTP binding
Source: RefSeq, a predicted model, not a curated record